AAAAGUAACGGUAUCCAUCUAGGAUACUUUGCUAUGAACAACCUGAUAAUCUUAAUAACUUAGUUAACAGACUUCCAUGUUCUUGGUAACUAGCCGCUAUUCCAAGUGAGAGAGGGGGAAAUCCAAUUGGCGCGGUUAUACAGUAUUUCCGGCCGCGGCGAUUAGAUUUGACUGAGUUUUAAUCAGCAGUACUCUGUAUCUUCGCCAAAAAAAAAAAAGGCGCGUCAAGACAGACAUGACUCUAUUCUGAAGGCUUUCAAACCAUGUCGAAAACUAAGGACGACGAUUUUGACUUGCCAUCUGCGAAAAGGCAAAAGCGAGUGACUAGUCUGCAGAGCCAGCAACAUGUUCAAUCGCCGGGUUCGAAAAUAUUUUCACCAUAUCGGACACUAGGAUUAGUAACGACCAAAAUUCCGCUCACUUACGUUCGGUUGGGAAAGUCUACCUACCAGAUCACUACGUCUGUAGGGCGCAGCCUACAGACUUACGACCUACGACGGGGACUUAGUCUGGUCUUUGUGAGUAGACCACAAACUCCUGACAUCAUAACUGCAACAUUUGCCUGGCAAGAUAGGGUUUUUGCGGCAUGGGGAAACGUCCGACCUGGAUCUCCGGGGGGAAUAUGGGUCUUUAAGCGUGGCGCAAAGGUUGCAUCGCUGCAGCUGCCGUCAGAGCUCACUGAGCCCAUCGACCGGCUGCUGGUCUUCGGAUCGUGGGUAAUUGGGAUUAACAGCAGAUGCAUAUCUGUGUGGAAAAAUGCAUCGUACCAGCACCACAUAACCCUUUUCCCACAACACACCAAGGACCUUUCGACUGAGCAAGUUUAUACCGGGCAAAUUUGCAAUAUGCCGACGUACCUAAACAAAAUUUUCGCUGGAAGGUGCGAUGGAAAGGUUGAUAUUUGGAAUGUCAAGUCAGGAAAAUUGAUCCACACGAUAUUACCAGCCUCCUCGUCUGCUGGAGCUGUAACUGCUCUGCAGGCAACCCCAGCCCUGUCUAUGAUUGCCAUUGCAUACAAGAGUGGUCAGGUCUCUGUAUGUGACGUGCAGACAGGCCAAGUGGUCCUGUCAUUACGAAGCAAGAGCUCGCGAUUGCCGGUAAUCACUUCUCUCACAUUUCGAACGGAUGGGCUAGGUGCGGGCGAAGAUGGUCGAGCACCAGGCGUCAUGGCAUCUGCUUGCUUGGAGAGUGGAGACAUCACAUUGUGGGAUUUGAACAAUGGCGGCAGAAUUUCCGGUGUUCUCCGCCAGGCACACGGGAUCUCCGGUAACGAUCCAAGCUCCGGCGUGAGUCAUGUUCAGUUCUUGGAAGGUCAGCCUGUUUUAAUCUCGUCUGGAGGCGAUAAUUCUCUGAAAACGUGGAUCUUUGACCACAAUCCAUUUUCAAGUGUUCCUAGGCUUCUUCACUUCCGGAGUGGACAUUCGGCCCCAAUCACCGCUGUUGAAUUCCUACCAGCUGCCUCUGAUGGAUCAGAGCUUGCGGGCAAGUGGUUGCUUAGCGCAAGCAAAGACCGAAGCUUCUGGAGCUUUAGUGCACGCAAGGAUAGUCAGAAUGCGGAAAUCUCUCAGGGUGCUGUCGAGCACAAAACGAAGAAGAAAACAGCUUCGAACACGACAAGGGAUUUUCCGACUGGCGUUUCUGAGCAUGAGUUUAGGGCAGCAGAAAUAACUUGUAUUGCGUGCUCUCUCAAUCGAGAUGGUGGGAUGGGCACGACGACGUCCGGUCCCAUUUGGGCCAAUCCAAAGAUAUCAAGGACAGAUGAAUCCAGCAAAACUGGUUGGGAAAGUAUAGUAACCGGUCACCGCGGAGACAAAUAUGCACGAACAUGGUUUUGGGGCAGAAAAAGAGCCGGGCGUUGGGCGUUAGAAACCGGUGAUGGCAGUGAGGUCAAGAGCGUUGCUAUAUCGAAGUGUGGAACAUUCGCAGUGAUUGGCUCCGCGGGGGGCAGCAUAAACAUGUUCAACCUGCAAUCUGGAGCUCAUCGGCAAAGUUUCCCGGUCCAAGAUUUGAGCGGCAAAUCCAAAGACAAGCUUGCGGCUUCCCAUGUGCGCUCUGGCAUGUCUCUGAAGCAUUCUAAGGCGGUCACUGGCUUGGUAAUCGACAGUCUGAACCGUUAUGUUGUGAGUUGUGGCCUCGAUGGGAAAGUCAAAUUCUGGGAUCUUGUUCUGGGUUCCUUGGUUGAUGAGCUUGAUUGGUAUCCGAUGACAGCGAUCAACGGGCUCCGCUACAGUCGUACAAACGAGCUCGUUGCGCUUGGCUGUGACGAUCUUUCCAUUCGCAUUGUCGACGUGGAAACUAGGAAAGUCAUUCGGGAAUUUUGGGGGUGUGUAGGCCAAAUCAAUGACUUCUCAUUUUCAAAUGAUGGGCGCUGGAUUAUUGCUGCGUCAAUGGACUCGACAAUUCGAGUCUGGGACUUGCCAACAGGGCACCUUAUUGAUGUUUUCCACGUUUCUAGCACUUGUACCUCGGUCGCCAUGUCAUCUACGGGCGAAUUUUUGGCAACUGCGCACGCAGAUGGGUUAGGGAUCACUCUCUGGUCUAACAGAAGCCUGUUUGUGCCUAUUUCUACCCAGAGCGUGGACGAUCGCAGAAUCGGAAGUGUUGGUAUCCCAGCAUCUUCUAUAGAGUUUGGAUCGGGUGUGAUCGAUGCUGCAUUUUGUGAAGAGAAAGAGCAAGUCGAAGGAGAUGGCCCAUUGCCUACCGUUGACCAGCUCAGUGGCAACAUGGUAACACUAAGUGUCGUUCCCAAAAGCAAGUGGCAGACUUUCCUUCACCUGAAUUUAAUCAAGGAGCGGAACAAACCGAAGGAGGCUCCAAAAGCCCCUGUGAAGGCACCUUUCUUUCUGCCGAGUCAUUUUGAGUCGAGCACAGCGGCAACCGACACCACAAGAAAAUCAGAAGUGACAGUCGCUGAACGCUCGAGGAUUUCCAAGAUACAGCGUAGUGGGGAAAGCGGUAUCACAAGCUCUAAGUUUACCAACCUCCUGCAAGCUGGUCACGUCUCAAAUGAUUUCGAUCCUUUCAUUGAACAUCUCAAGUCUCUGGCCCCAGCGAAAGCAGAUCUUGAAAUCAGGUCAUUGGGUCCCCAAAGACAGGCUGGUCGCUCUGAACUAUCAAUCUUUGUGGUGGCGCUCACGUAUCGUCUCAAUCAGAGGAGAGACUUCGAGCUUGUGAAUGCCUGGAUGGCUGUUUUUCUGAGGGUCCACGCAGAUUCUGUGGCUGAUUGUUCCAAAUCCGACGGCGAUGAUGGUGACGACAGUGACCCCUUGAGACGGGCUCUUCUUGUCUGGAGCCGAGCGCAACGGCGUGAGGCUCAGCGCUUGGCUGAGUUGGUAGGAUACUGUCGGGGAGUGGUGGGUUUCAUGAGGUCCACUCGUUGAUAUCGCCCACGUCUGGUCCUGGAAUCCGCAAGCAUGGAAUAUAAAUUUUUAUACGUGCUUCUACUACAUUUCUUGUAAUCUGCAUUAUCGUUCGCAUUAAUUGCGUGGACAAAAUGGUGGAAAAUAGAAUCUCGGCGCCAAGUUCCGUAUUGAGUCAUUGCUGUGAUAGAAUCUCAAAAAUAUUGUAAGAGUUUUCC
Molecule: messenger RNA, 3577 nt
Organism: Aspergillus saccharolyticus JOP 1030-1
Lineage: Eukaryota; Fungi; Ascomycota; Eurotiomycetes; Eurotiales; Aspergillaceae
Product: rRNA-processing protein UTP21
Exons: 5
Coding region: 264-3380 (1038 amino acids)
Biological process (GO): rRNA processing
Cellular component (GO): small-subunit processome; Pwp2p-containing subcomplex of 90S preribosome
Molecular function (GO): protein binding
Source: RefSeq, a predicted model, not a curated record